GCCUGCAGCUCUGAAGAACCCCUGCGCCGAGGUGACCUGCAGCUACGGCAGCACCUGCGUCCAAUCAUCGGACGGCCUGUCAGCUAAAUGCAUGUGCCCCCUCAGCUGCGAUGACAAGCCCGAUCAGACGGUGUGCGGCAGCGACGGGAAGGACUACCGUAACGAGUGUGAGCUCCACCAGCAAGCCUGCAAGAACCAGAAGAACAUCCGGGUCCAAUUCCACGGACCCUGCGACCCGUGUAAAGACAGCGAGAACAGCCUGAACACCAUCUGCCGAGUCCAGGCUGUCACACGCCAGCCGCAGCUCUACAAACCACCAGAGUCAUGCCGACUAGAACCCGAGCCUCUGUGCGCCAGCGACGGCCACACCUACCCCAGUGAGUGCGCCAUGACGGCCACCGGCGUGCAGAAGGGCAUCAGCCUCAGGAAGAUCCACGCCGGAGCGUGUGGAAAGUUGGAGGUGUGCAGAGAAGACUGCCAGUUCAACGCCGUGUGUGUGGUGGAGCAGAGCGGCGCCCGCUGCUCCUGUGAUCCAAUCGAGUGUGAUGAGACCUACAAGCCGCUGUGCAGCAUGGACGGGAGCACUUUCCCCAACAACUGCUUGCGCCGCAAGGCCGAGUGCCUCAGCAAGAGCCUGAUCAGGACCAAGCAGCUGGGGCCCUGCGAUCUAGAUGCUCCGAGCCCCUGUUUGAUGAAGACAUGCACACACGGCGCCAUGUGUGUGGUGAAGAACGACAAGCCGGUCUGUGAGUGCACCGAGGCCUGCACCCUGAUCUCUGACCCCGUCUGCGGGUCUGACGGCCAGAGCUACCGAAGCCCCUGCGAGAUGCGAGCGAUGGGUUGCACUCUGCAGAAGGACAUCCGCAUCCAGCACAAAGGACCGUGUGGUGAGUCAAAACACUGCAGAACACACAUAAAGGUCAAAGGUCACGCCUAA
Messenger RNA from Poecilia latipinna (sailfin molly), 937 nucleotides. Its product is annotated as agrin-like. Bases 92 to 937 code for a protein of 281 amino acids. NCBI's taxonomy places the organism in Eukaryota, Metazoa, Chordata, Actinopteri, Cyprinodontiformes, Poeciliidae. The record is from RefSeq and is a predicted model, not a curated record. The transcript is spliced from 4 exons. Gene Ontology annotation, biological process: cell differentiation; multicellular organism development. Gene Ontology annotation, cellular component: extracellular region. Gene Ontology annotation, molecular function: protein binding.